Messenger RNA from Penicillium cosmopolitanum, 903 nucleotides. Its product is annotated as NAD(P)-binding protein. Bases 1 to 903 code for a protein of 300 amino acids. The record is from RefSeq and is a predicted model, not a curated record. The transcript is spliced from 6 exons. Gene Ontology annotation, molecular function: oxidoreductase activity, acting on the CH-OH group of donors, NAD or NADP as acceptor. NCBI's taxonomy places the organism in Eukaryota, Fungi, Ascomycota, Eurotiomycetes, Eurotiales, Aspergillaceae.
AUGACUCGCGUUCUUCUCACUGGUGGCAGCGGCUUCAUCGCUACCCAUGUCCUCGAGACACUCCUUGCUCGUGGACACUCAGUUGUUACUACUGUUCGGUCCGAGCAAAAGGCGCAGGCAAUCUUGACUGCGCAUCCAGAACUAUCGAAGAAUCGUCUCGAUUGCGUUAUUGUGACCGACAUGGCUCAAGAGAACGCUUUUGAUGAGGUGGUCGUUUCAGAGCCCCCAUUCCAGGCUGUUAUUCACACUGCUAGCCCGUAUCAUUUCAACGCCAAAGAUGCCAAGGAACUCCUAGACCCAGCGAUCAUUGGAACCACUGGGAUAUUGAAGUCGGUACAGAAGUAUGCGCCGACUGUCCAGCGCGUUGUGGUGACAUCCUCCUUUGCUGCAAUCAACAAUAUUUAUGCAAAGGCCAAAGGGAAGGUUUACUCGGAGGCCGAUUGGUGUCCCAUCACAGUGGACCAAGCGAACGAUAAUCCAGCAAACGCCUACCGGGCAAGCAAGACAUUCGCCGAACGAGCAGCCUGGGAUUUUGUUGAGAAGGAAAAGCCCCAUUUCGACCUGAGAAAUUAUCUAUACGUCGAUGUUCGAGAUCUCGCACUGGCCCACGUCCUCGCUAUCGAAAAGGCUGAAGCUGGUGGAAAGCGUUUCUUCACUGUGUCCAGCCACUUUUCCAACAAAGAAAUUGCGCAAAUAAUCGAUCAGGAAUUCCCCAAGUUCCGAUCUCGCUUGCCGACUGGCGAGGCCUUGGUACCAGGUGACUACCCGGCAGAUGGUGUGUAUGGAUUUGACAGUUCACGCGCAAGAGAGAUUCUGGGGGUGAAAUUCCGACCGUUGAAGGAGAGUAUUGUGGAUGCGGUAAAUAGUUUGUUGGCCGUCGAGCCGGAGAUUUCAAGGUCUUAG